AUGUACAUAGAAAAUAGAUUGGAGAUUGCAGAGCUCAUUGCGGCUAAAGCAUACAAAAACAUGAGUACAUUGCUUCCAAGGCCACCUCCAGACAAUGUAAUUAGUAUUGAGUCAUUCUUCAAUCUGGUAACGAUGGCGCAUAAAUUUGGGCUUCGACAACCAGUCCCUUUAGUUCACCUGCGCAAACUGUCAAAAAAAAAAAUUGACCUGAAAAUAGGUUCUGGUAUAAAGUGCAGUGCGUGCAACCAGCACAGCGAAAUUGUGGCAACAGGAAGAAUUCCCCUCGACAUUGAAGAUGAAACAAACACAAUUGCAAUAGUUGUAUAUGGAAAAGAUGUUGAAGAGCUUUGCGGACAUACUGCAGCUGAAUUAAAAGAUGCUGAGAACUACGUAUUGGUACAUUACAUUUUUUCCACACAUGUUGUGUGCUAUGUGAGGUUAUACCAAACAAACGCCACAAACUACUCAAGUGUAAAGCUCUACAUGGACGAAAUUGAAGGGCUUUUGGAUGAGGAUGAGGUUGAGGAUUCAGCUGAACAGGUAGCUGAGCAGAUAGCUGAGCAGGUAGUUGAACUGGGUGCUUCUGAUGUACAACUAUUCACACCAAGCACUAAGGCUUGUCUCGAAGAAAUUGAAAGCGCUACUAUGAACACAGCUGUACAAGAUGUCGUUAAGCCACCAACAGCGAGCGCCUUGAAAUUUGGAAACAUAAGUGCAGCUUCAUCUUUCAAUCCUCCGCCAAACAUAGCUGAUGAAGAUGCAUCCUACAGCAAUGAUGAUAGUGCGGCUGCUUCAGCCGCACCCUCUAGUACAAUGAAAAAACCUCGCACCUAG
Messenger RNA from Striga asiatica, 834 nucleotides. Lineage: Eukaryota; Viridiplantae; Streptophyta; Magnoliopsida; Lamiales; Orobanchaceae. The record is from the annotation of a GenBank genome assembly.